This is a messenger RNA of Necator americanus (New World hookworm), 1272 nucleotides long. RefSeq lists its product as uncharacterized. The transcript is spliced from 9 exons. Gene Ontology annotation, biological process: proteolysis; cell death. NCBI's taxonomy places the organism in Eukaryota, Metazoa, Nematoda, Chromadorea, Rhabditida, Ancylostomatidae. The record is from RefSeq and is a predicted model, not a curated record. Gene Ontology annotation, cellular component: lysosome. Gene Ontology annotation, molecular function: aspartic-type endopeptidase activity. Bases 1 to 1272 code for a protein of 423 amino acids.
AUGGUCGUCCUUCUGGUUCUUAUCGGAUGCACAACGGCGGGCAUCUUUAACAUCCCAGUGAAGAGAAUCACUCCGCCGAUGGUAAAAAUGUUGAGAGCUGGUACUUGGAGCAAUUACGUAGAAGACAUGAGACAGAGAUGUCUACAGCUUCCCGUACUGAAGGAGGACAAGGUCCAUGUUCAAGACGUACUCGGCUAUGCUAACGUUGAAUACCUCGGCGAAAUCACCAUUGGAACUCCUCCGCAAAUGUUUCGGGUUGUCCUCGGCACUGGCUCCUCGGCUCUAUGGGUCCCUGACAACUCAUGCUACAGGGAAAGAUCUGAUGCAUGUCUAGAAUCGAAAUGUGAUCGUGGAUUGAUUUGCCAAGUCUUCUGUCCAGACCCUACGUGCUGUAAACUCACGGGGAAACUCGAGGAUGAAAACGCAUGUAAGGAGAAGCGUCGCUUUGAUCAGGAGAAAUCCAACACCUAUAUCAAAACAGAUGAAAGAUGGUGUGCAGAGUACACAACUGGAGGUGCGAGGGGUUUCUAUGGGAACGACACAGUUCGUUUCGGUUCUGAGGGAAAAAACCAACUAGUUGUUCCUGGUACUUGGUUUGGACAAGCAGAACACAUAGAUAGGUUCUUCGCAAAUGUACACCUUGACGGCAUUGUCGGACUCGGGUUCACAGAACUAUCAAAUGAAGGAGUCGUUCCUCCAAUAAUUCGUGCCAUUGAUCUUGGACUACUCGAUAAACCAAUAUUUACUGUCUACUUCAAAAGUGUCGGAGACAAAGAAGGUGUAUACGGAGGAGCUUUCACCUGGGGCGGGCUCGAUCCUGAUCACUGCGAUGACGAGAUCGCAUACGUACGUUUAACAGAUGCAAAGCAGUGGCAAUUCAGACUCCAGUCAGUAUCGUCCAAGGACUACCAUUUGUCAUCUGGCUGGGAGGCAAUAUCCGACACUGGUACUUCAUUAAAUGCCGCUCCUGUGGGGGUACUCGCAAAUAUCGCGAAGCUAUACGACGCAGAAUACCUUCCAAAGGAAGAACUCUACAUCGUCGACUGCGACAAAAACGUUACGGUUGAGGUGACGAUUGAUAAGAAGAGGUACACAAUGACUGCGAAGAAUCUUCUGAUUCAUGUGGAUCAAAAUAUCUGUAUUAUUGCAUUUUUCCCAAUGAGCAUGUUCAUGGGACCACCUUUCAUUCUUGGAGACCCGUUCAUUCGUGAAUACUGCAAUAUUUAUGACUACGCUGGAAAACGAAUUGGUUUUGCAGCUGUAAAACACUAA